Molecule: messenger RNA, 2645 nt
Organism: Bombina bombina (fire-bellied toad)
Lineage: Eukaryota; Metazoa; Chordata; Amphibia; Anura; Bombinatoridae
Product: remodeling and spacing factor 1
Exons: 8
Biological process (GO): regulation of DNA-templated transcription
Cellular component (GO): RSF complex
Source: RefSeq, a predicted model, not a curated record
GUCCAUGUAAGGGAUGGCACCCUCUCAAAUCAGGUGAGCUGUCCUGCUGCUGGACAGAUGAACAUUAAGCGGCGGCUCUGCUGUGCAGGAAGCCUCUUGCUGAUUGCCGUUAUUCACAAGUACUUUGAUGUCCGGCGUAAAAGUCGGUCGUCUCUUAUAAUUUUGGCUGCAGUCAGCAGAACAGAAACCGCUAAAGACAAUGGUCAUUUAAAAGAUGAGAAGCCUGAAGGAGAAGAUGGACUGGAAAAAUUAAAAACCACUUGUGAAGAUGAGGGCCAAGCCAACAGCCUUAAAAUGGAGGAGGAGCCUUUAAAAACAGCUUCUGAAAUAAAGACUGAGCCGGCCUCAGAGGAGAAUCAAAUUGCCAAAGAAGAAUGUGACUCCUUUAAAGAAAAUGUGAAGCCUUUAUCACCAGAGUUGAAGGAAGAAAAAGAAAAACCAAAAGAUGUAAAAGAUUCUAAAGGUAGCUGUGAUCAGGUAACCCCACCUCGAGAACCUGAAAGGACAGAGGUAUCAGUAAUUGUUAAACGUACUGAGGAUCCUGUAGAAAAGUCUACCGAGGACACAGAGAAAAUAAAAAAUGAUCAGCAAGCUAAAAUACCUUUGAAAAAACGUGAGCUUAAAUUGACUGACGAUUUCGAUAGUCCUGUUAAAGCAACGCUGAACAAACCCAAGGAAGCUCUGCUAAAAGAUGGGAAGAAAGAGGAUGAGCACAUUAAAAAUGCUUUAAGUCUCGUUUUAGAAGGGAAGCAACUCGUAAAUGGUGAAAUUAAUAAUGAAAAAACAACCUACAAAGGAAAGUUAGAUCUUGUGGAGGAAAAUAGCAGUGACAUAAAAGAAAAAGAUGAUGGCUCAUUGAAGGAGGAAAAUGGUAUUUUACACGAGAAACAAAGUACUGGUGUUAUUAAAAGUUUGAGCGAUGUUAUAGAGUGUAACAAAUCUUUAGGCACAGAUAAGUCUGAAUUAUCAGUGAAAAGUCUUGUAAAUGAUGUCACUUCUCCAUCUGCUGAGAAAUUGAAACAAAAGUCACUUUCAGGAGAAGGGCAUGACGGUGCUUUGUUGAAAACCGUUAGUAUCGAUGAAGAUAUUAAGAAAAAAGCAAUGGCCUCACCCUCUAUUGUAGACAAACAGGUGAUAGAAAAAGAAGCAGAUAAUGUUGACAGUAGUACUAAGUGUAGUACAGAUUCUUCUUUAUCCAAUAAAACAGCAAAGGUUUGUUUAGACGAAAGCAACACAACAAGUGAUGUCCCACAAAAUUUAACAGAGGAGUGUAAUUCAGAAAAUAAAAAGGACCAAAAUUUAUGCAAAAGUGAUCUUACAAAUCAAACUGGAGAUAAAGAGGAUUCUGAAGUGCAGUCUAAAUUAAGUGUUCCUGUAAAAACCACAAAAUUACGGCCAUCCAGAAAAGCUGCUAGAAAAAAUUCUGCAAAAAACAGAGAGAGAGAUAAUGCAACAUCCUUAGAAAAAUCUUCAAAAGAGCUAAUUAAAAGUGAUACAACAGAAGCAGCAGAAGCAGCAGAAAAUGAGAAAUCUUCAGAAACUGAUAAAAAUAAUUCAUCAAAAAGCAAACAUAAAAAUAAAUCCACUUCAAAAGAGAGCAAAGAAGUGGGUACAGAUAGUGUGGUGACCGAAUCUCAGUUGAUAGAGGAUGGAAAAGUUGAUGGAACCCCUACUACAGUAGUGGAGACCUCCAAAUCUGAGGCAAAAACACCAGUUUUAAAAAGUAAACCUAAAUCUAAGCAAAUAUCAGAAGAUGAAAACAGUGAAACAGAAGGAAAGGAAAUGACUUCUGAGAGACAGAAGGAUGGCCUAAAGCUAACAAUCAGGAUCUCCAGCAAGAGGAGGAGGGGCGAAGCAUUACUAUUGGCUUCCAUGGCUAGAGAAGCCGAAGAAGCUGAGGUAGAAGAAAGUAUAGGUCGGAAUUUGCGUCGAUCUCCAAGGAUUUCUCGUCCCACUGCUAAGGUAGCUGAAAUCAGAGAACAAAAACCGGAAAAGAAGCAAAGCGAUGAGGAGGAAAAACCUGUUGAACAGAAACCAGAAAAGGAUGAGGAAAUAAAACCUGAAAAGGACCCUUGCACCAAGUUAAAGAGGAAUAAACCUAGGCAAAGGAGACGAGCCCGUUGGACCAUCUUUCGGUCACGUCGGAAGCGUAAAGAGUCCAGCGAGGAGGAAAGUGAAGAAUCAGACAGUGAGGGGGACUCGGAGGUAGGAUCAGAAGAGGAGGGAAACAAAGAGGGUGUGCCAGGUGAAGAUGAUGAGCCAUGCAAGAAAUGUGGCCUUCCCAACCACCCGGAGCUGAUUUUGUUAUGCGACUCCUGUGACAGUGGAUACCAUACAGCUUGUCUACGACCACCUCUGAUGAUAAUUCCUGAUGGAGAAUGGUUUUGCCCUCCUUGCCAACAUAAAGUUCUCUGUGAGAAACUUGAAGAACAAUUACAAAAUUUAGAUGUGGUUUUGAAAAAGAAAGAGAGAGCAGUUCGAAGAAAAGAAAGAUUGGUUUAUGUGGGAAUCAGCAUUGAGAACAUCAUCCCAACCCAAGAAGUUGAAGAGGUCCCGGAAGUUCAGGAAAAAGAAGAAAAGAAGAAGAAAAAACCAAAGCCACUGGAAAGACGAUCAACAAGGACAAGGAAAUGUAUAAGCUACAG